Messenger RNA from Zea mays, 1448 nucleotides. RefSeq lists its product as uncharacterized. Lineage: Eukaryota; Viridiplantae; Streptophyta; Magnoliopsida; Poales; Poaceae. The coding region runs from base 99 to 1241 and encodes 380 amino acids. The record is from RefSeq and is marked validated. The transcript is spliced from 4 exons.
CGGAACCAUUCGAAUUUCGAACGCCGCCGGUCGCUCCCUGUUCCCUAGCUCUCUCCUCCGCGGCUCCGCCUCCGGCCUCCACGGUUUCGCAGGCAGAGAUGAAGAAGGCGUCCGCGGCGUCGCGCUACGCGGCCUACGACUCCCCGUCCCCUUCGCCGCGCCGCGCGGCGCCUUCCGCGGCCGCCGCGACCCCGGGAGCAGCGCACGGCAGCAGCCGCGCCCUGGUGGUCGCGGGGAGAUCCGGCCGCGAUCUACUGGGCGCCAAGCCGCAAGCCCACGGCAACCUAGGCUCCGUGCUACGGCGGCUCAUCUCCAUGGACAAGAAGCCGCCUUCCUCCAAGAACCAGCUCCCGGUUCCCCCUGCCGCCGCCGCCGCAGCAGCAGCAGCAGCGAAGAACAACGGUGGCGGGAAGCUGCCGGGGCUGUCGCGGAAGUUGUUCCAGAAAGCCUCGUCCACCGAGGCGGCGGCGCCCAGGAAGACGAAGGCCCUGAUGGAAGUCAAGAACAGCGGCAACAACGCCAACACGCGGACGCUCGGCAUGGUGCUGCGCAGCGAGCGGGAGCUCCUGGCGCAGACCAGGGCGCAGGAGGACGAGAUCGCCGCGCUCCGCCUGCAGCUCGAGAACAAGGACCGGGAGGUGGAGCGGCUCAAGGACCUAUGCCUGCGGCAGCGGGAGGAGAUCAGGACGCUCAAAGACGCCGUCCUGUUCCCGGACGUGGAGCCGGAGCCAGAGCCCGACCGCCGCCUCCGACACGAGAUUUCCACGCUCACCGACCAGAUCCAGUGCCUCGCGCAGGAGGUCGCCCAGGUUAAGGCCGAGAAGCACUCGGCAAGGUCGUGCUUUGACGAGGAUGGAUACUUCUCUUCCCCUAGGACGCCUGGGUUUAACGAGGAGACCGCUUUCUCUCUGGAGUGCAGCAUUGGGGAAGCUGAGACGCCGAACUACGGUAGCCCAGACGAAAUGUUCAGCAAGGAUCUUAAUCCUUGCUUGACCCCGUGCAUUGCCAAGAGCAGAUCUGAUGUAUCCGCACAAUUCCAGUCGUCUUCCUCCCAGUUCACAAAGGAAUCUAGCGGUUCUCGUCGCAGCAGCGGCAAGGAAAGAGCAGACCGCUCUUAUGGUUCUUUUGGCAGGCCAAUGUCAAAGAGCUCUGACCAUCACAAGCCGGCCGCCUCAGGAAGCAGCAACAAGCGACGAGUAUACAGAUCCGAUCAAGACAAAAUCAAUCAGAACCUGUUUUGAGUUCACCAUCGUCAUCAGCUUGCCAGUGAAGGUAGCCUCCAGCUUCUACUAGGUGAAAUAUUUAUAAGCAUGUGGACUUUUUAUGGUCCGUCGAUACCGGUGCUCGUGAUCUGUCAGUGAAUGAAACCUUUGGUUUGUGCUUUUUUUGUGUUAUGCUCUAGCUUGCCCAGCUAUUUGGAAUGGAAUGCCAGUUUGGCUCUGCUAUGU